AUGGAUCUUGGUGAGAAUCAGAGAAAUCUCUUGAGUGGUAUGGGCAACGCAGACAAGGAUGGCGGCAUGCGGCACCUUUGUUUCUUGACGUGGCCGAGCAUUCGCCAAGUUCUCUCGACUGUCAAUAUCACGUUCGAUGAUGAACAGAUGCGGAGACUCGAACAUCGGCCAGUCCUCUUCGCGCGAAGGGGGCUGAAGCAGCGAGGUACUGACAAGCACGCGUCGUUCCCUGCUCCUGUGGAUGACGUUGUUACCAGUCACGGACGAGCAUCGCCCUCGCCAAGCACCGGACCCGAUGCUCAAUUCGAAGUCAUGUAUUCACCGGACGAGAUAUUCAGGACUCGGUCGAUUCCAAGCACAGUAGCGCAGUUGAUAAAUGGGUUCCUUGCUCAGAUCGGCGCGCGAUAUCCACUACUGGAUUCCGAAAUCUUGAGAAGUCUUUUCCAACAAUGCAGCCGCCAGCAGCAACACUCAACACGGUUCCAGGAGCAGGUCAGCAUCGCGAGCAUCACGACUGAUGACGAUCGCGGUCGUCUCAAACGACAGCGAGCGGACUCUGGGCUCCUGCAACAAUCUCCAGUCUCAUCAUCGCCUGAGAGUGCAUUAAUCAUGCUCUGCUGUGCACUGGGCGAAUUAAUACUGCACGGGAACAUGGUGUCAGCCCCGCUCGACUCACUGCAGUCCGGUGAAUCGAAACACAGAGGGACAACACAGUCGUACGUUCCUGGGAUGAGAUACUUCGUGACAGCAACAGAAAUGGCAUCCAACUUCAUCGACGGCCAAGAUUUGAUCCACGCUCAAGUCUUCCUCCUCGCCGGAAUGUACAAAGCGCUCUGCAUGCGGCUGAACGAGGCUUCAAGAGAUAUUCGACCAAAUCUUGCAGAGCGGACGUCAACCGCGUCGGGCCAAGAGCCAUGUGAAGACCUUGUCUUACGCGCUGCGUGGACUUGUGUACAGCUCGAGCUCGAAAAACUCCCAGAGCUACAACUUCCCUCCAGCGGGCUCGAGAAUGUUGCGUUUGCCCUUAUGGUGCCUCAGACGUACGAGAACGCUACAGAUGGUUCGUCCCUGUCGCUCACCAAAAGCGAGCUGAGUCAGACGGAACGACAAAGGCUUCCUUUUGCAGCUCAAAUUCACCUUCGAAAGAUCAGACUCGCGGCUCAACACCAGCUAUACUCAGACCGCAGGCUCGAUACUUCGCCGGAAAGUGUCGACUGCGCGUUAAAAGCACUUGCAUCGAAGCUCCAGGAAUGGCGUGCUCAGCUACAUCCUUUUCUCCAGUGGGACGACGAAAACCCUCCCUCCAGCGACCUUGCGCUGGCCCAUCUUCGCUACCAAUACUGGGAGGUCAAGCUUAUGCUCCUUCGCCCAUUCCUCGACUACAAAAUCCGUUCUCCACUAUCUGGUCAAAGCGUAAACGUAGACGACAGUAGCAAGCUGGCAGACCUUCUGACGGCCAACCACUAUUUCUGGAACACAAUCCGCCACAAAGAAUCGAUCUGCGGUACCACCGAAGUCCAGAGCCUCGCACACCUCAGCAUUGAAGCCACCCUCCAAAGCGCGCGCUCGUUCGACGCCAUACCACAAAAGCACAUGCUAUCGAGCCCCGACGCACUUCCAAUCGCCCAUGCGCGUUUCAUAAAUCUAAUCCUCCUGACCGCCACGCAUCGGAGUAGCGAUCUCUGCCACCUGGUCCCCAAACAAGAGUUGGCGAGACUGCUUGCAAAUACAAUUACUCGUCUCAGCGGCCUGGAGGCGAUGUCUCCUACAGCUAAGAUGGAGCUGAAUGUGCUGAACAGUGUUCAAACGUCCAUUCUCUGA
Zasmidium cellare ATCC 36951 is the source of this 1821-nucleotide messenger RNA. RefSeq lists its product as uncharacterized. Bases 1 to 1821 code for a protein of 606 amino acids. The transcript is spliced from 2 exons. Lineage: Eukaryota; Fungi; Ascomycota; Dothideomycetes; Mycosphaerellales; Mycosphaerellaceae. The record is from RefSeq and is a predicted model, not a curated record.